CCUCUUCUAAAACUGUCUUGCUAUUCCAAUGACGAGUCCCGUCUCUCUCCCUCUAUACGAAAAAAUAUCACGUAAAAACACUUUGCAAAGGACCUCGGAUAUAAUUAUCUUUCUCCUUCUCCUUUCUCUCCUUACUUAUCGUCUUCUCCACCUCAAAAACCAUGGAACCACUUGGCUCCUUGCCUUCCUAUGCGAGUCAUGGUUCACUUUCACUUGGGUUCUAGUCCUCAACAUGAAAUGGAAUCCUGUGAUAUUCAAAACGCACCCGGACCAUCUCUCGGAAACUGUUGAGCUUCCCUCAGUGGACAUGUUUGUGACAACUGCGGACCCUGUGCUAGAACCUCCUAUCAUCACUGUAAACACAGUGCUCUCUUUGUUGGCAGUAGAUUACCCAGCCCACAAGCUUGCUUGCUAUGUCUCGGAUGAUGGCUGUUCUCCUCUUACCUACUAUUCCCCUGUCGAAGCUUCAAAGUUUGCCCAACUUUGGGUACCAUUUUGUAAGAAGUACGAUAUUCAAGUUAGAGCUCCUUUUAGAUACUUUUCCAAUGAUCCCGUUAUAACGCUCAGUGAUAGCCCAAAGGAGUUCCAACAUGAAAGGAAAAGGAUGAAGGAAGAGUAUGAGCAGCUUUGCCACAAAAUCGAGGUUGCGGUCCAAAAAUCUGUGCCACCUUGUGAUUUUACUUGGGAUUUUGCAGAAUUCUCUGGUGUAGAACACAAAAACCAUCCAACUAUUAUCAAGGUUACGUGGGAUAACAGAGAAGGUCUCCCAGACGGGUCGCCCCAUUUGGUCUAUGUAUCUAGGGAGAAGCGGCAUAAGCAUCCACAUCAUUACAAAGCGGGUGCCAUGAAUGCUCUUACGAGAGUGUCUGCAUUGAUGACGAAUGCUCCCUACAUGCUCAACGUAGACUGUGAUAUGUUUGUGAACAAUCCAAAAGCCAUUCUUCAUGCAAUGUGCGUAUUAUUGGGUUCCAAGAGUGAAUCAGAAAUUGCAUUUGCUCAGUUCCCGCAAGUUUUCAACGAUGGAUUAAAGGAUGAUCCUUAUGGCAAUCAGAUGGUGGUUCUACAAGAAUAUAUGGCACGUGGAAUAGCAGGACUUCAGGGACCAUUUUAUGGGGGAACAGGCUGUUUCCACAAAAGGAAAACUAUGUAUGAUUUAUCCCCAGAUAAAAUGGCUUCAGUUAAAGCAAAAUUGGUUGAGGAUAUAUUUUCAAAAAUUGGGAAUUCAAAGGAGUUGACCAAAUCAGGUAUUGAUGCUUUGGAAGGGAAGAUAGGUACUCCACCAAAUCACAAUCUUUAGAGCCAUAUUGAGGCAGCAUACAAAGUAGCUAGUUCUAGGUAUGAAUACGACACUA
Messenger RNA from Juglans microcarpa x Juglans regia, 1352 nucleotides. Its product is annotated as cellulose synthase-like protein B6. NCBI's taxonomy places the organism in Eukaryota, Viridiplantae, Streptophyta, Magnoliopsida, Fagales, Juglandaceae. Gene Ontology annotation, molecular function: cellulose synthase (UDP-forming) activity; mannan synthase activity. The coding region runs from base 29 to 1297 and encodes 422 amino acids. Gene Ontology annotation, biological process: plant-type primary cell wall biogenesis; cellulose biosynthetic process. The transcript is spliced from 8 exons. Gene Ontology annotation, cellular component: plasma membrane; trans-Golgi network. The record is from RefSeq and is a predicted model, not a curated record.